Paraglomus brasilianum is the source of this 435-nucleotide messenger RNA. NCBI's taxonomy places the organism in Eukaryota, Fungi, Glomeromycota, Glomeromycetes, Paraglomerales, Paraglomeraceae. The record is from the annotation of a GenBank genome assembly.
AUGGCCUGUACUGUUAAGAAAUCAUUAAAGUCGGUUGACGUACACGAUAAAAGUCCUAGGUGUCGAAGACGAUGGUCCGCGAAGGAUGAUGAUUUACUUCGUUUUUACUACAACAAAUAUAAAGGAAGUUGGUCGCGAAUUGCAAAAGAGUUACCAGGAAGAGACAAUAGAGCAUGUUAUAAUCGAUGGAUUAAUCAUGCCAACCCGAAACUUAAGAAAGCACCUUUGGAGAAAUGGGAAAUAGACGUUUUGAAAGAGAAUUAUAAAUACUACGGUAAUCAAUGGAAUCUUCUUAUUAAAGAUUUAGAGGGCAGGACCCCUUUGCAAGCCAAAAAUUAUUUUUACGGUAUGAAAAAACCUUCAGAACUUAUUUUACUCGACUUUAUACAGGCAAUUGAUCAAGGAAAGAAUGUCAAUUUGUCGAAUAGUGAAUAA